Talaromyces amestolkiae is the source of this 1707-nucleotide messenger RNA. RefSeq lists its product as uncharacterized. Gene Ontology annotation, cellular component: glucosidase II complex. The record is from RefSeq and is a predicted model, not a curated record. The transcript is spliced from 3 exons. Gene Ontology annotation, biological process: N-glycan processing. NCBI's taxonomy places the organism in Eukaryota, Fungi, Ascomycota, Eurotiomycetes, Eurotiales, Trichocomaceae. Bases 1 to 1707 code for a protein of 568 amino acids.
AUGAGGGGUACGGUGAAUGUGUUUGUUCUCUUGGGCAUUUCGACAUGUACCACUGUAUUUGCAGCCUCGAGUGAGGCUUCAUCCCGCCCUCGAGGCGUGGGACCUGAAUUCGCCAAAUUCUACAAAGAUACGACCACGUUCACUUGCAUCUCCCACCCUGUCAUAAAGAUACCCUUCUCGGCGGUAAACGACGAUUACUGUGAUUGCCCCGACGGCAGCGACGAACCCGGCACAUCAGCAUGCUCACACCUUUCUCGUCUAUCGCCGUCAACAUCCGCUGACCACCCUGGCAAUGAUGACAUUGAUCUCACACCUGCAUUACCUGGUUUCUAUUGCAAGAACAAGGGCCACAACCCCGCCUACAUCCCUUUCCAGAGAGUAAAUGAUGGAGUCUGCGACUACGAGAUUUGCUGCGAUGGUAGUGAUGAAUGGGCUCAUCCAGGAGGAACUAAGUGUGAAGAUCGGUGCAAGGAGAUUGGCAAGGCAUGGCGCAAGUCGGAAGAGGCGAGGCAAAAGUCCCUCAAUACAGCUUUGAAGAAGAAGAAAGAGUUGAUCGCCGAGUCCGGCCGGUUGACAAAGGAAAUUGAAGAUCGUAUCGUUGAUCUUGAGGUCGAAGUCAAGGCCAAAGAGACCAAAAUUCAGUCCAUGGAAGUCGAGCUCGAAAAAUUGGAGAGAGAAGAGCGAGGAAAGGUGGUCAAAGGUGCAAAGAAGGGCAAAUUGGGACUGUUGGUGGGCUUGGCGAGAACACGCGUUAAUGAGCUUCGGGAAGCUCUAGGCGAAGUUCGUCAGCAGAGAGAUGAGAGUCGUGCGCGAGUCAAAGAGCUCGAAGAGAUUUUGGCAAAGUUCAAAGAAGAAUAUAACCCCAACUUCAACGAUGAGGGUGUCAAGCGUGCUGUGCGCAGCUGGGAGGACUAUGCCGCAAGAGGAACUGCGGGCGAUGCCUCAGCGGAUAGUGCUAGGGACCGCGACUUGGAUGAGAUCGCUAAGGCUGAUAACGAUGCAUCCGGUAUUGACUGGAUUCAUUGGGAGAAUCAAGACGAGAGCGAGAUUGAUCUUAUAUACAAACUACUGGCCUACUUCCCGCCAGUCGUGGUCGAGUUCCUCGAAGACAAAUACAAUGGCAUCAAGAAAUUCCUCGUCGAAAACAGUAUCAUUCCCGGAGCCGAAAGCGAUACUGAAAGCGAAUCAAAAGUGGUCACAGAAGCCAAAGAUGCUUUGAAAUCAGAAAAGUCAGAACUCGAAAAGACAUUGAGAUCCAUCAAAGACCACCAGUCAGAUCUCGAGAAAGACUAUGGCCCAGACGGUAUCUUCCGACCCUUGAAAGACGUCUGUAUCCAAAAGGACUCCGGGGAGUAUACAUACGAGCACUGCUUCCUUGCACACACCAAACAGAUUCCCAAAAAAGGCGGCGGCACUGUGACCAUGGGCAACUUCCACGCCAUCUCAACCAUCACCGUCGACGAUGCCAAUACCGCCGGCGAGAUUCGACAAGUAGAAAAACUAGCUUUGGAAUAUACCUCUGGGCAAAAAUGCUGGAAUGGACCAGCUCGUUCGACGACUGUGAUUUUGGAGUGUGGUGAGGAGAACGAGAUUUUGAAGGUCAUGGAGGAUGAGAAGUGUGUUUAUUCGAUGCUCGUUACUUCGCCUGUCGCCUGUGGUGAGACUACCAAGGAGAAAGCGAAGAAGGCUGGGAAGGAUGAGCUUUAA